UUGCUCAAAAAUGAGGCGUGUCUUUCCGUCAGGUUCUUCUCAAAUGUUCACACCUUCGUAGAUGACGAAAAGUUUCCCGCGGAACGGCUGUAUAAAGUAAGGCCCAAUGCUGCAGUGUGGAUUCCCAGUUGGCUUGUUACCAAACUGAUUCAGAAAGGACAGUCUGAUAAGAACCUUCCCAACGACCUCAAAAACGAUACCAGGGAGUUCCAUUCCGAGAAAACUCUCCGAUGCGAUACGUUACCCAUCAAACCGUUCCACAGCCUACUGCCACAUGCGCAUGGUGAUACUACCCUCAAUCCCAUAAAGGCUACCUAUACAACAAAGCAGAUAGAAGAAAUGGCAAAGGACAUUCAAUCGGCAGACAACAAGACGUUCGCUGAGCCUAUACUACUGUCCCCAUCGAGUGGCGAAGACGGAGAGCAGGAUCAAUCCCCAGGGGCUGUUGAAAAGGCGUGGUCGCUAUCGAACUUCGAGGAUACUGAAGGAGGAAGAAUUUACCGGGAAUUUCGUAACGCCUUUAAAUCAGUCGAUAAAACUCCGGAGUUCAAAAGGAAUGGCAUCGAUUGGUCAGGUUCAAAGCAUCGACACAGUCAGAAGCCUGAGCGUCCACAUUGGAAAUAUUGGGGGCACAAACCGAUUCCGGAUAUACUGGACCCACCGUUCCACGAGCCGUAUCGGGAUAAUCCGGACAGAAGAUACGCCACGAUCGCAACAGAUAUUGUAAGCAGGCCGGAUGUACACUUUUCGAGCGUUUCUUCAAGACCGACGCAACCAUUUAACCACCGGGACUCUACACGCAUUCAUUUGGCAUUAAGGGAACCGGCAGCCUGCCAAGCUGAUGGUCGUUCGGAGUGGCAACGUUCUGCUCCAAGCAUUCGAUAUGUUACCGAACCAAGACCGUUACGAACAGUAUCUGCCACCGUUUCUGGACAUGAAAGCAACAAAAUAUUCUGGCCAAAGUUGGACAGUGUCGGAUUGGCUAUGCACGAUUAUCAUAGGGAACGCAUUCUCUCACAAUUGAAAAAUCAACAAAAACACUGG
Messenger RNA from Opisthorchis viverrini, 1044 nucleotides. RefSeq lists its product as hypothetical. The record is from RefSeq and is a predicted model, not a curated record. The transcript has 4 exons. NCBI's taxonomy places the organism in Eukaryota, Metazoa, Platyhelminthes, Trematoda, Opisthorchiida, Opisthorchiidae. The annotation marks the transcript as partial.